Closterium sp. NIES-65 is the source of this 726-nucleotide messenger RNA. The record is from the annotation of a GenBank genome assembly. Lineage: Eukaryota; Viridiplantae; Streptophyta; Zygnematophyceae; Desmidiales; Closteriaceae.
AUGAGUCCAACCAAUCACAAGCAGUACGAUGCCAAGCUCCUCACCAUGCCUUAUUCUUAUCCCGCCCCCACCUACCACUCGCCAGGGUUCAGCACGGGUCACCAAGCCGGCAUUACCGAGGUGAUCGGGCUGACCAAGCUGCGCACCAAGUACAAGCAAUGCGAGGCGAAGCCCCUUAACAUGCCCUAUUUUCCCUCCCUCCCUCCCCACACCACCUUUGAAACUCCCCAGGGUUCAGCCGGCAUCACCAAGGUGAUCGGCCUCACCAAGCUGCGCACCAAGUACAAGCAGUACGAGGCGAAGCGGCAACUGCUCGGUUCGUACGACCUCUUCCUGGCCGAUAUUGACAUCAUCCACCAGCUGCCCCCCCUUAUUGGCACAAAGUUCUUCAAGAAGAAGAAGCACCCCAUCCCUGUGAAGCUCCGGGGGAAGGAGUGGGCGAAGAGUGUGCGAGAGGCGUGUGACAGCACGUACUUGUAUGUGAGUGGGGGCCCAUCCAUGAGCGUGCGGGCGGCGAGGUUCGGCAUGAGCGAAGCGGAGAUUGUGGGGAAUGUGAUGGCGGUGGUGGCGGGGGCGGUGGAGCAUGUGCCGAAGAAAUGGAAGAAUGAGGUUGUCGACUUGAAGGGCGCCCGUGCUGCCAAGUGCCAUACUCUGCUGCCAAGUCAACACUGUUUUUUGCUGCAGAUCAAGUGGGGUGUGGCAUUGUUAAGUUUGCAAUUGAUGUAG